This is a messenger RNA of Nicotiana tabacum (common tobacco), 669 nucleotides long. Lineage: Eukaryota; Viridiplantae; Streptophyta; Magnoliopsida; Solanales; Solanaceae. The record is from RefSeq and is a predicted model, not a curated record.
AUGAAAGACUUAGGUGAACUCAAGUUCUUUCUUGGAAGUGAGUUUGCUAGAUCAAAUAAAGGGACUGUGAUGAGCCAAAGGAAGUAUGCUUUGGAACUCAUUGCAGAGAUGAGGCUCAGGGGUGUAAAAUCAGCUGGUACACCUUUGGAAGCAAAUGUAAAACUCACAUCUGAAGAAUAUGACAGGUUUGUUCACUAUCAAUCCUCUUCUGAAACAGAAGAUAAGUUACUAGCUGAUGCUGGAAAAUACCAAAGGCUGAUAGGCAGGUUACUCUACCUUACAAUGACUAGAGUUGACAUUGCUUAUGUAGUACAAGUUCUGAGCCAAUACAUGCACGAACCAAAGCAGUCACGCAUGGAAGCUACAUUACGAGUGGUAAGGCUAUUCAAGGAGUUAGGUGUGGAUAUUGAGUUGCCUAUAACUCUUAAUUGUGACAAUAAAGAUGCUAUCCAAAUAACAGGCAAUCCUAUAUUUCAUGAAAAGACCAAACACAUCGAUAUUGAUUGCCAUUUUGUUCGCGAGAAGAUAGUACAAGGAUCGAUCAAAACACAUCAUGUGUCCACCAAAGAGCAGCAGGCUGAUCUCCUAACAAAGAGCCUUGGUCGAGUGCAACAUGACUACUUAAUGUCCAAGCUGAGACUGGAAGAUAUCUUUCAACCAUCAGCUUGA